Indicator indicator is the source of this 1098-nucleotide messenger RNA. It is a transcript of the gene SPATA17, whose product is annotated as spermatogenesis associated 17. Gene Ontology annotation, biological process: establishment of meiotic spindle localization; spindle organization; mitotic cell cycle. The record is from RefSeq and is a predicted model, not a curated record. Gene Ontology annotation, molecular function: protein binding. The transcript has 10 exons. Gene Ontology annotation, cellular component: spindle pole. Lineage: Eukaryota; Metazoa; Chordata; Aves; Piciformes; Indicatoridae. Bases 7 to 1098 code for a protein of 363 amino acids.
AAGAGUAUGGCUGCUUUAGCCCAGCUUCAGGACAGGCUAUCGGUGCUGCGGGAGGAGUAUUUCCGUAGGCAGAGAUCUGCAGAUGAAGGCAGAAGAAUAAAGUACAAAGCAGCUGUCAAAAUCCAGAGCUGGUUUCGAGGAUGCAGAGUUCGAGCCUAUAUGAGAUAUCUGACCAAAAUGGUGAUCUCUAUACAGAAGUGGUGGAGAGGUUAUCAAAGCAGAAGACACUUCAGAAAAAUAGUAGAGACAGCAUAUUUUAUUAUGAAGAUGAAUUUCUACAAUGAAAUGGCUGUCAGGAUUCAGAAAAGAUGGCGAGGCUAUUAUGUUCGGAAAUAUAUCCAUAACUACUAUGCACUGAAGAAAUACCUGGAAGCCCUUUCUUUAAAUAAUGAGGUUGUCAGGAGUGAACUCCAAGAGUAUACAGAAAUGAAAGAAAAUGAAGAGAAAAGGAAAGACCUAGAAAAGAAAGAAAAGGAAAAGAAAUACCAAGCCCGAAAGAUGCAUUACCUCCUUAGCACUGAGCAGAUUGCAGGCAUCUACAACUCACCAUUCAGAAAAUUCCCAGAUCCCAUGGAACUGCUCUUACGGAGCUCAAAGCCUUUAAGCCACAGAGGGCAGCAAAUAAAGAGUCACUCUGCUUAUGAACUCCGUGACUGGCCAACUUGCAGAAGGCCUCCUUCUUUCUUCACAGAACAGUCUUUGCCACUUAUUGGCAGGCAGAAACCUCAGGGGCCUUUCCGUAAUACCGCUGAAGUGCUACAGCAGCGCUACAAGCCUUUGGAACCAACCUUGCGAGUGGCAGCAUCAGUCCAUUUGCCACUAGAGAAGGCCAGGGAGGACAUGAAAAGAGAGAAAUGGAUAAAUGGUAUACAUGACAAUGAAUUUCUGCCAUUUUCUUCAUAUCAUAAAAAUGAGAAGUAUGAGCCAUCAAUUCUUAGGGCAGGCAAAUAUGGCCAAGAAACUUAUGGAUUUAAACACUUCCGAGAAGUACAGCCUAAGAAGUGGGUAGCUGACAAGGACUUUCACACUGUUUCACCGUCGAUUGUUCUCUUCGAAAAGUUUGGAAAAACAUAUUCCAGAGCUGGGCAAAUAGUGUAA